CCUGUGGGUCCGUUUCCGGUGUCCUGAAGGUUCUCGGGCUCCGCGCAGUGAGUUGCCCGCGUCGGAGGAAGUAGUCAGCGGGGGGUCAGAACCCGCAGCCAGUGUGGGGGUGACUUCGGGAAGCGCCCGAGGUGAGGGGGCCCGGUUAGCGGACUGGGUGUGUCGCGUUCGGAGCCUCCAGCCUGUGUGUGCGCUAGCGGCUGAGCAGGAUGGUGCGUGACAGGGCCGGGGUGUGCCUCCGUGAUGGUGUAUGCGAUUGGGAAUGUGUGCCCGGGUGAUGGGGUGCGUGGCCUUGUGGUUUUGCUUUGGCUGUGUGCUCUGGGUUCCCUCUAGACUUUCUCUGGGCCUGCCAAAGUUAAAUGCCCGCAAGAAAAGGGGUCCUACCCUAAGCCCUAGAGGGAACGUUUCACGCCAAGAAGGCAGAGGGCUAGUCUUGGGAUGAGAAUCGUACAUCCGGAAGUGUCCUCGUGACAUGCUUCUAGGAAGACGUGAUGGGGGAGGCCCCAGAGGUAAGGUUCGUAGAAGGGGCGCGCGUCUCGGAGCUCCUUGGGAGCCAGCUACAUGUUUCAGAGCAGCCAGACCUUCGUGCCCAGCAGCUGCUGUCAACUCAGAGACGGAUUGCAACCUUCCUUCCCUUCAAUUCCGUUGGGUUUUGUGUGGCUGAAGGUGAAUACGGCUCUAGGCGGUGUUUCGGUUUUCCUUUUUUGUUUUUUGUUUUAGUUAGGUCUGUGCUCCAAGAAAUGCUGGUGUCUCAUGAGUCUUUCGGUGUCCCCCUCCCGCACCCCCACCCCCACCCCCACCACUCCCACUGCUGCCGGGUUUCUAAGAAGGAUCCUGAGGAGGAGGGAAGAAUUGUUGCAUAUUUUGAAGUCAAGGAUCAGGAUUUGGAGUCAACAUAUGCAACCAAAAAUAAAAUUUCAGAAAAAGACAUUUUUGAAAUACAUUUUUCCCAAUGGGAGAGGACGGAAAGAAGUAAAACUCUUGGCCUUGAGGCAUUCAUUUUCAAAAAUAAUUCUAAGUGCAAAAGCAAAUUGGAGGGACUACAGGGACAUCAAGAGGCAUACUUUAGUCAAAUGAUAAUUAGCUAUGAAAAAAUGCCCACUUACAGAAAAAGCAAAUCUUUUAGUGCACAUCAAAGAAUUCAUAAUAGAGAGAAACGCUAUAUUUGUAAGGAAUGUGGGAAGGCUUGUAGUCAUGGGUCAAAACUUGUUCAACAUGAGAGAACUCAUAUGACUGAAAAACACUUUGAAUGUAGUGAAUGUGGGAAGGGCUUUUUUAGUGCCUAUCAACUUACUGUGCAUCAGAGAUUUCAUACUGGUGAGAAACCCUACGAAUGUAAGGAAUGUGGGAAGACCUUUAGUUGGGGAUCUAGUCUUGUUAAACAUGAAAGAAUCCAUACUGGUGAGAAACCCUAUGAAUGUAAAGAAUGCGGGAAGGCUUUCAGUCGUGGCUACCACCUCACUCAACAUCAGAAAAUUCAUAUUGGUGUGAAAUCUUACAAAUGUAAGGAAUGUGGGAAGGCCUUUUUUUGGGGCUCAAGCCUUGCUAAACAUGAGAUAAUUCAUACAGGUGAGAAACCUUAUAAAUGUAAAGAAUGUGGGAAGGCCUUCAGUCGUGGUUAUCAACUUACUCAGCAUCAGAAAAUUCAUACUGGCAAGAAGCCUUAUGAAUGUAAAGUAUGUGGAAAGGCUUUUUGUUGGGGCUAUCAACUUACUCGACAUCAGGUAUUUCAUACUGGCAAGAAACCCUAUGAAUGUAAGGAAUGUGGGAAGACCUUUAAUUGUGGCUCAAGUCUUAUUCAACAUGAGAGAAUCCAUACUGGCGAGAAACCUUAUGGAUGUAGAGAAUGUGGGAAGGCCUUCAGUCGUGGCUAUCACCUCACUCAACAUCAGAAAAUCCAUACUGGUGAAAAACCUUUUGAAUGUAAGGAAUGUGGGAAGGCUUUUAGUUGGGGUUCAAGCCUUGUUAAACAUGAGAGAAUCCAUACUGGUGAGAAGUCCUAUGAAUGUAAAGAAUGUGGGAAGGCCUUUGGUAGUAGCUAUCAACUUACUCGACAUCAGAUAUUUCAUACUGGUGAGAAGCCCUAUGAAUGUAAGGAAUGUGGGAAGACCUUUAAUUGUGGCUCAAGUCUUGUUCAACAUGAGAGAAUCCAUACUGGCGAGAAACCUUAUGAAUGUAAAGAAUGUGGGAAGGCUUUCAGUCGUGGCUAUCACCUUACGCAACAUCAGAAAAUCCAUACUGGUGAGAAACCUUUUAAGUGUAAGGAAUGUGGGAAGGCCUUUAGUUGGGCUUCAAGCCUUGUUAAACAUGAGAGAAUCCAUACUGGUGAGAAGUCCUAUGAAUGUAAGCAAUGUGGGAAGGCCUUUGGUAGUGGCUAUCAACUUACUGUUCAUCAGAGAUUUCAUGCUGGUGAGAACCCUUAUCAAUGUAAGGAAUUUGGGAAGACCUUUGUUAAUGGCUCAAACCUUGUUCAACAUGAGAGAACUCAUAGUAAUGAUAAACCUUAUGAAUAUAAAGAAUGUGGGGAAGCCUUUAUAUGGACAACUUAAAUGAGACAAUUGAUACUGAUGAAACUUUAUGAUUGAAGAGAUGUGAACACAUUUUUUAUGUGUACGAACAAUACAAGGAGAAUCUUACUCUUGAGAAAACUUAUAAAUGUAGCGAAUGUGUAAAACCCUUA
Molecule: messenger RNA, 2680 nt
Organism: Acinonyx jubatus (cheetah)
Lineage: Eukaryota; Metazoa; Chordata; Mammalia; Carnivora; Felidae
Gene: ZNF283
Product: zinc finger protein 283
Exons: 2
Coding region: 492-2549 (685 amino acids)
Biological process (GO): regulation of cytokine production; regulation of immune system process; negative regulation of transcription by RNA polymerase II
Cellular component (GO): nucleus
Molecular function (GO): RNA polymerase II cis-regulatory region sequence-specific DNA binding; DNA-binding transcription factor activity, RNA polymerase II-specific
Source: RefSeq, a predicted model, not a curated record